Molecule: messenger RNA, 828 nt
Organism: Suillus discolor
Lineage: Eukaryota; Fungi; Basidiomycota; Agaricomycetes; Boletales; Suillaceae
Exons: 1
Coding region: 1-828 (275 amino acids)
Source: RefSeq, a predicted model, not a curated record
AUGCCAGGUGGACCCUCUGCAAAAAGAAUAAUGAGAUCUACAAAUGUAAUAUUGACCCCAACAGAAAUUGAAGCACAACCCAGCACUGUCACAGAUGCUGCCAGUGCACACCUAUACCUCAAAAAAAAGAGCCUAUGCCAUGCGACCAAACCAUACACUAUUACUCACUUAAUUUUGGUCCUUUUACAGAUCACGCAAAUAUCCGGUUCCAUUCCUCUACCAGUACUAACAGCCAUUAGAUCAGUUGUAUUCCUCCUCAAACAACAUGUAAUAGACGAAAUAUCAAUGGCAGCAGCUCAACAAAUUGCCCAGACAGUAGCCAGACAAGUCUCGGACUCGGUUACCACAAAACUGGUUGACCACAUCGUUGCCACAAUAGCCCCGCAAGUGGCUCAUUUACUGACGGCCUCCGAAAAACUAGAAAACUUGAUUGAAAAAACUGAAAACCCCAAAACCCUAAUAAAUGAAGUAGACCAGGAUACAGACACUAACCCAGUAACCCCCAAAAUCAUAGAUCAUAUCACAACUGCCAUGGCCCCACAGCUAGAACGACUAUCCUCCACCUCAAGUUCGCUAUCCAAAUCCCUAGAAGAAGCCACCAAGAUAUACUGGAAAUUAGACGAACAAGUAGACCUAGACCACGACAUUAAUGCGGCAGCGGAGCGCAUCACUAACACAACAGACACCAUUUGCAGUGCUAUCAAAGAUUGCCACAACUCCAUCAACCUCCUCUCCGCCUCCCUCAAAUUGACACAGGAAUCCAUCAACACAACUAUCGACCCAACUGGCCACCUCCCCACCUGCCACAUCAAAACCGCCAUUAUUUAG